This is a messenger RNA of Aspergillus sclerotioniger CBS 115572, 1154 nucleotides long. Its product is annotated as enoyl-CoA hydratase/isomerase family protein. Gene Ontology annotation, biological process: fatty acid beta-oxidation. Gene Ontology annotation, molecular function: enoyl-CoA hydratase activity. The transcript has 2 exons. The record is from RefSeq and is a predicted model, not a curated record. The coding region runs from base 315 to 1154 and encodes 279 amino acids. Lineage: Eukaryota; Fungi; Ascomycota; Eurotiomycetes; Eurotiales; Aspergillaceae. Gene Ontology annotation, cellular component: mitochondrion.
GGCUACGUACUUAGAUACUGGCCAGACCAGACCGGAGAUGAUACCCACGCGGGAGCUAGCCCCGAACUAGCCUGUCUUCUCCGCACUGCCAAUGCUAAAUCCAAUCCCCUAGAUACUCCCCGGGCCUCGGCAACUCCAUACUCCAACACUUCUUUAACAUCACAUCCAACUCUCCCUCUCCCUCUCCAAACAACACUCUAUCCCAACCCUACCACAAUCUCAACCAACUCCGCACCCUAAACCAACCAACCUACCAACCAACCUACCAACCAACCAAAAGUCUUCCCCCAAAAAAAGCAAAAUCAAAAUCAAAAAUGCCCCCUCUCAAUCUCCCCUCCCCCAAAACCCUAACACUCAGCCAACCCACCCCCUCCAUCCUCCUCGUCACACUGUCCCGCCCAAACGCCCUAAACAGCAUCGCCUCCGCCGGCCACCAAGAACUCCACGCCAUCUGGACCUGGAUGGACGAAGAGCCCUCCAUCCGAGUAGGGAUAUUAACCGGUGCGGGACGAGCUUUUUGCGCAGGCGCGGAUUUAAAAGAAUGGAACAAUACUGUGCAGCCCAAACCUACACCCGAAACAAAGUCAAACCACGCUGUAAGCAUGCCUCCCACCGGCUUCGGCGGCCUCUCUCGCCGCAGCGGCAAAAAGCCCAUCAUCUGCGCCGUGAACGGUCUCUGUCUCGGUGGUGGAUGCGAAAUGAUUCUCAAUGCGGAUUUGGUUAUCGCCGCUGAAAAGGCUUAUUUCGGACUGCCGGAGGUGCAGCGCGGAGUGGUGGCGUGGGCGGGGGCGUUGCCGCGGUUGGUGCGGACGGUGGGACGGCAGCGGGCAAUGGAGAUGGCUUUGACGGGGCGGCGAGUGGACGCGGCGGAGGCACUGCGAUGGGGAUUCGUGAAUGAGGUGGUGCCUGCGGAGGGGAAUGUGGUGGAGCGUGCGGUAGAGGUCGCGACCCAGAUUGCGGCAAAUAGUCCUGAUGCGGUGGUGGUAAGUCGUGAGGGCGUCAAGCUGGGAUGGGAGGGCUUGGGGGCGGACGAGGCAUCGAGCCGCCUGAUUGAGGUCUGGUCGGAGCGGUUGAACGCGGGUGACAAUAUCAAGGAGGGCCUGUGCGCCUUUGUGGAGAAACGGAAGCCCCGGUGGGUGGAUAGUAAGUUGUGA